AUGUCGCAAGGCCAAGCAGUUCCGUUUGCUGGGAAAUGGCACCGUUUCACAGUCAGGAACGACGGAGAGAAGGUGGUUCCAGAACCACAAGGUGACGCCGAACACACAGAAAUCUGGGAAUCGGAGGUGAUGAUCCCUUUCGCAGUGGAAAGGACAGUUUACGCUUUCGGUGGACCUCUGCCAGACCAAGAGUCACUCUCGAGUUCAAUGAACAAGGUAUUCCCCUGCUACCCAACUUGCGAACCUAGGAUUUUUGAUAGUGAGCCUUACAACUUCAAUUGUUUAAGCAAACCCCACAAACUCUUUCGAUCCGCCCCGUCAAUAGCCCAUAGGGAUUACAUACCUUGGCUUGAUCGAGUCGAACAAGCGUAUGAGGAUUUCUGGAAGACAUAUGGCAUAUUUGACUUAAUACAAUUCUCUCGAUUUGGUCCUGAAUAUCGGCCAGAAAUGCUGAUAGCAGCUAUGCAUUUUUUCGAGUCUUCUACCAACACCUUUCAAUUUAAAUGUGGAAUGAUGACCCCUACUCUCUUAGAUGUAGCUGCCCUCACAGGCCUUAGGCCUAGCGGAGAAACGUAUGAUCCCACUAAAUCUAGUGAUAAUAUCAAGCUAGUAUAUAAGGAGAACACCUUUUCCAAAUAUAUAGCUGAACACAAAGGAUCGGUCGAAGAGGAAGUCUCUGAUGAAGAGCAUGUAGCCUUCUUGACCCUAUGGCUAUCUCACUACGUCUUUUGCACAAAAUCCUUGCAAGUAGCCAAAAGAUUUAUUCCAAUGGCAAUACAAAUUCAUGAAGGUCAGAACUUUGGAUUUGGACGCCUCUUGUUAGCAGUGCUAUAUGAAUCGCUUGGAGAGGCAUGUGAUGACCUGAAGAAAUCGAAGGAUGGGUCUUCCUUCUUAGUAUCUGGACCUAUGUGGCUUCUCCAGUUGUGGCUUAAUGCCACUUUCGAACAAGAAAUGGGAUUAAUAAUCCCACAAGAUUAUGCUGAAGAAGUUGCCAAUCGCUCGAUCGAAGGCCAGAGAGCACUUCGAUUAACACCCAAAACCUUCGAUCAAAACCCACAAAAGCUGUUCCUCAAGUACAUGAAGAUUUUUCUGAGUUUUGACAAGUUUCUUCCCCAACAUGCUCCAUUCAUUAGUCGAGAGGUCGGCCCGGCCUGGUUCACUGACGAUUUUCCUGCUGUCGAUCCGGACAAUGAAGAAGAAGUGAAUGAAAUAUGGUCAUUUUAUUUGAAUCCACAGAUCCUGUCCUGUCGUACAGGUGUUCAAUCGAACUAUUUAGGCCUGGUUGGAUACCAGCCUAAUUUGGUUUCAAGACAAUUUGGCCUCUCACAGAUCCGUCCCAAAAGCUUGUUCGAAGAUCCUAGAGACGUCAUAAGAGGGGCCAAUCUUUCAGAAAAGACUUUCAAGAAAUUUUUGAAGAUUUCUCUUGAUGAAAAUUAUAACCUGCAUCCUUUUGAGUUCAACCAUUCCCACUUCUGCACCAUGGGAUUUGUUACCUGGUGGGAGAAAUAUUAUUCGGGCCGUUCGGUUGGAGACACAACUAUCAUGAUCUCCAGACUUGAGAGUGGUUUUACCCAACCAACGGUCGAAAAUAUCCGCUCAAACCUUCAAGCUCGAGGCAAAACAAUCAUGACAAAGAAAAUUGUUGAAACGUCUCGAGCUGAUGUGAGACCCAAGAAACCCACUGGGAGUCAAAAGAAAGAUGAUAGCACCGAGACUACCACGACCUCAAAACGCUCGAAGCGUGUAGUCAUCGAAUUCGACGAAGAAAAAGAUGCAAGAAGAAGAGGAAAGACCUCUUGUAAGAAAGAGAAAAUCACCUGA
Messenger RNA from Glycine soja, 1821 nucleotides. RefSeq lists its product as uncharacterized. Gene Ontology annotation, biological process: meristem maintenance; meristem development. The coding region runs from base 1 to 1821 and encodes 606 amino acids. Lineage: Eukaryota; Viridiplantae; Streptophyta; Magnoliopsida; Fabales; Fabaceae. The transcript has 4 exons. The record is from RefSeq and is a predicted model, not a curated record.